GAAAAGCCCUUCAGGUGCUUGGAAUGUGGGAAGAGCUUCAGCAGGAGCAACAACCUCCUCAGGCACCAGCACAUCCAUACUGGAGAACGGCCCUACACGUGUAGGGAAUGUGGGAAAAGCUUCAGGCAGGGGUCCACCCUCCGCAACCACCGUCACAUCCACAGUGAGGAACGGCCCUACAAGUGCUUGGAAUGUGGGAAGAGCUUCAAACGGAGCUCCCACCUCCUCACCCACCAGAUGAUCCACAGUGGGGAAAGGCCCUACACAUGUGGAGAAUGUGGGAAGAGCUUCACUCAGAUCUCCCACCUGCUCCGACACCAGAUGAUCCACAGUGAAAGGCCCUACACGUGUGCGGUGUGUGGGAAGAGCUUCAGGGACAGCUCCAGCCUUUGCAAACACCGUUGCAUCCACACCAGGGAACGACCCUACAAGUGCUUGGAAUGUGGGAAGAGCUUCAGCACAAGCACCAAGCUGCUCAGCCACCAGCAUAUCCACACUGGGGAACGGCCCUAUAUGUGUGGGGAAUGUGGGACAGACACCCUCUACACCCACUGUCACAUCCACAUCAGGGAGAGGCCCUACACAUGUGGGGAGUGUGGGAAGAGCUUCAGGGACAGCUCUGCCUUAUCCUCCCACCAACAGACCCACCAGUAAGGGAAGCCCGAGUGCCCCAACUGCAGGAAGAGCUUCGGCCGCUGCUCCAACUGCAGCAGCCAUCGGAGGACCCACGUUGGAUGAUCCACAGGGACCCACGUUGGGCACAGCCCUGGUGUGCUGGUUUAAAGGUAAACCAGCAGGGG
Molecule: messenger RNA, 800 nt
Organism: Corapipo altera (White-ruffed manakin)
Lineage: Eukaryota; Metazoa; Chordata; Aves; Passeriformes; Pipridae
Product: zinc finger protein 70-like
Biological process (GO): regulation of transcription by RNA polymerase II
Molecular function (GO): RNA polymerase II cis-regulatory region sequence-specific DNA binding; DNA-binding transcription factor activity, RNA polymerase II-specific
Source: RefSeq, a predicted model, not a curated record